Molecule: messenger RNA, 597 nt
Organism: Prorocentrum cordatum
Lineage: Eukaryota; Dinophyceae; Prorocentrales; Prorocentraceae
Source: the annotation of a GenBank genome assembly
AUGGGCUCGGAGCAGGUGAGGUCGGAGGAUCAGGGCAUGAAGCACCCACAGAGCCCGUACGCGCACUGGAGCAUGGAGAACCGCAUCAAGAUUCAGGGCGAGCUGAAGAGCGCUGGCAAGCCUGUGGACUUCGCGUCCGUCUCCAAGGCGGUCGGCGCGGCCUGGAGCUUGCUGACCGACGAGGAGAAGGCGCCGUACGUGACCCGCUACGAGGAGCUCAAGAAGGUCUGGGAGGCGGCGCGGGACGCCUACCGUCAGUACCAGAAGGAUCACGCCAAGAACCGAGAGGUGUCGGACGCGCAGCGGGCGCUCUUUCGGAGGCAGCUGCAGGCAACGAGGACGGCCAUGAAGUCGGCGAUGAAGGCGAAGAAGCCAGGCGCGGCGAAGGAGCACAAGGUGGCGCCGAAGAAGCGGGCGAAGGCCGGCGAGGUGGCCACCCCCGAGCCGAAGGCCCUGGCCUGCCCAGAGGACACCCCGGCGGCGCCGACCCAGCGGUACCUCGCGGACCCGGCGGCCACGCAGGAUCAUAAAACGUCGAUGCCAAGGCCUGGGGCGCCCGCGAAGCGGAGCAGGGCCGCGGCCGGCAGCGGCGCCUGA